GAACCAGAGGAAAGUGAACCAGGAAGCCGAGGCGGAGCAGCUGAGAGCCACUGUCCCGGUCUGACGGCUCAACGGCGGCGACGCAGGCAGCAGCGAUACGGUGUCAACCACCCGGGAGUUUACGUCCAGCGUUGAAAGUCGACACGAAGCGCAGUCAUGGCCUCGCUUUUCAAGAAGAAGACGGUCGACGACAUCAUCAAGGAACAGUCGAAAGAGUUGCGUGGCACUCAGAGACAGAUCACCAGAGACAGAGCGGCGCUGGAGAAACAAGAGAAACAAAUGGAGGCAGAGAUCAAGAAAAUGGCAAAGAGUGGGAACAAGGAAGCGUGUAAGAUCCUCGCCAAGCAGCUGGUCCAGCUCAGGAAGCAGAAAAACCGAACGUACGCCGUCAGCUCCAAGGUCACCUCCAUGUCGACGCAGACGAAGGUCAUGAACUCUCAAAUGAAGAUGGCCGGUGCCAUGUCCAGCACAGCCAAGACAAUGCAAGCGGUGAAUAAAAAAAUGGAUCCUCAGAAGACCCUUCAGACUAUGCAGGAUUUCCAGAAGGAGAACAUGAAGAUGGACAUGACGGAAGAGAUGAUCAACGACACUUUGGAUGAGAUCUUUGAUGAUUCUGGGGAUGAGGAAGAGUCUCAGGACAUUGUCAACCAGGUUCUGGAUGAGAUCGGCAUUGAGAUCUCAGGAAAGAUGGUGAGAGCUCCAGCUGCAGGAAAGAGCCUCCCCAGCGCCGCUGCCAAGAAAUCCACCAUCUCCGACGACGAGAUCGAGCGACAGCUCCGAGCGCUGGGAGUGGACUAAUUGCUGUCUUUGUUUUAAUGUUCACACCACAAACCUGUCCAACAUUAAUACCAAUGGAUACAGACUGUGAGACACAUUGGUUUUGUCAUGAUUUAAAUGGUACAGGUGUAACAGAGGGUGCACACUAACAAACAGACACACACACACACAAACACAAUCAUAUUCUCACAUUCUUGGACAGGUUGCCUUAUAGAUCAUGAAGGCAGAACAUCUGAUCUAUUUAAAAUUAUAUUUAUUCUGAAGUUGGACUAAUAAUGGAUGCGUAACCUGAAGAACCACCCACACUGUUGUUUACCAUCCACCCCUGUCUUCAUAAAGGGCUACAGUCUAUAUGCUUAAUAUUUAGCUUUUUCCAUAUGACGUCUUGGUCAAACUUGAGUUAGUCAGAUAUCAGCCUCUCCCUGAUUAAAGAUGGACGUAGUGUGGUGGUUAAACGAUGGUUCAAUAAGCAGAUUUCCCAAAUUACCUGCUCACUUUGCUGUGAUUGGUUGAUUUGCUUCCUCUCUGAGGUGAACUGUCUUUGUCCAAGAAUUCUCUGGAAAAGUUAUUUUGCGGGUAUAAAGACUUUUACUGUUCAUACUGGGUAAUCUAAGAUGGGACAAACUUAUUAAACUGACUCCAUGUACAGAAAACCAACUGGUCAAGUAGAUUCCUGAUGUUUAUUUAAAUCUAUGCAUAUGGCAGAUGUUCAUGUGAAGCGUGUGACAGACUGAUGCCUUCAGGCGAUGAUAACACCUUUUAUUUGCAUCAGAUGAAGAGACAGAUUGAUCCGAUAGCAAACUGGCUAGCAUCUCAUUAGCGCUGCCGAAGCUGCAAUGUUGUACAGAUUGUGAGACAAAACUUAAGCAAACACAAAUUGGGACUAAUGAAAGACUUUCUAUCAAAGAGUAAAUCGAUUGUUUGAUGCUACUGAUUAAUCACGAUUUCUUUGUUUUUUUGGGGGGGGGGGGGUCUUAUGGGUUGCUGCUUGCUGUCUGAUUGUAUAUCUUAUAUCAGACUUGGGAUUUACACAGUGAUUGUAGGAUGGCACUGGUCCUGCAGUCGCUCUUCUCUUUCAGCUGCUGUGCAGUUACUGUCAUUUGUUAUUCGAAGCUGCCUCAGUCACACACACACACAACUAAAUAAUAAAUUUACACUGUGAUCCAAGAGAGGCUUUUCUCCUCUUCAGGGCUGAAGCAGAUUCCUCUAUACACUGAUUUAAUUUCAGCUUCAGGCUUUGAGUGACGAAGACACCUCAUAUUUACCUGGUCUCUCUCUCAUUGCCAAAACAACUCUAAAAAAUGUGUUCAUUCUUGCAUGUAUCCCACAUGUUCAAGUCACAUCUUCUUUUUGUAAAUUAUUCUCAUCCUCCACCUUCCAAUAGUCUUCUUAUGAGUGUAAACUGUUUUAACACAUUUUGACAUCGAGUGUGAUUUCAAAAUUCCCAGUUUCCAAAACAACAUAUGUGCUGUAUGUAUACUCAUCUCUGUUUCCUUCUUUGUCAUUGUAAAUUGACUCUGUAAAGGGUUUUUGGCUUUUAUAAUGAAUAAAGUUUCUUCAGGUA
Molecule: messenger RNA, 2341 nt
Organism: Pleuronectes platessa (European plaice)
Lineage: Eukaryota; Metazoa; Chordata; Actinopteri; Pleuronectiformes; Pleuronectidae
Gene: chmp2ba
Product: charged multivesicular body protein 2Ba
Exons: 6
Coding region: 157-798 (213 amino acids)
Biological process (GO): late endosome to vacuole transport; endosome transport via multivesicular body sorting pathway; protein transport
Cellular component (GO): ESCRT III complex; multivesicular body
Source: RefSeq, a predicted model, not a curated record